GGGCGACUAACAUAGCAAAGCUGUUGCUAUUUGAAAUCAUAUUUAAGAAUGUAUGAUGAAGUGAGUAAAGUACUCAGUAGUUGUGCAGAAAUAAAAGCUACUACACUAGAGUGGACAUCCACACAAAGUCUUUCAUUCUAUAUCUGAACAGAUGAUAGGAAUGUUUCAACCAAGAUGGGGAGACCUUCCUAUGAUAUUAGACACUGACUCUGGUAUUGCCGCUAUUGAACGAGAACAAAUCACUAAACGUCGACCAGUAGAAGUGGAAGGAGCUACAUUGUAUCAGCCACCACCAUCAGGAGGAGAAGCACUUGCUAAACUGGUACCAGCAGAGCAUUGCUCUAUCGACAGCCUAACCCUACAUACCAUCAAGCUAUUACAAUAUGCAAAGAAACUUCGAUCACUGUUGCACACAUUGCAACAACAGCAAGAUUCCUCAAAAACAACAGACACCGAUAAUGCUCAGACCCAUCCGCCACCACCACCAGUACCUGAGUAUCCAGAAAGCCAGGAUCGACAGCCUGGGGACAUUAGAGGCAAGAACCCAGACAGUGAUUUUGUAAGAGGGAAAGGGAAGCCACCUCCAGAACUCAGUUUUCAUGUCAUAAGACAGAUUCUCAGAAAAGCUGUGGCAGCUGUUUUUGCACAUGUUGGAUUUGACACCACCAGUGAAUUAGUCUUAGAAACUUUGGUGGACAUUGUUCAUGACCACUAUCUCCGUGUUUGUCGUCUGAUGCGGGUUGCAAGGGAUAGAGAAGCACUGACUGGAAAUACUGCAUUUGUGGAUGUUAUUGAGCAAGUAUUUCAUGAGAUUGGGCUUGGAAGUAUGACAGAACUUCACAAUUUUUAUCAACACCGGGUUGUGGCUUACCACAGAGGGAUGAUGAAGACUUGUCAGCAGUUGAUGCAUGACUAUGAGAAACUUAGGAGACCAGAAGUUAAGCCUACAGAAGAUAGUAAAUUGACAAAGAUCAAAGAAGAACCAGUGUCAGAGAUAGAGUUCCCUGUCAUGGAGGAGGUUGAAGAAACCACUACUACUGAAACAGCUGAACCUCCACUACAGUUGGAGGAACUACAAACAAUGGAGCCAGAUCCUAGUUCAUGCCUGAAAGGUGAAGAUAACAUUAAAUGGCCUCCUGGCCAGUCUGGGAAGAAAGAGUCUGUUGAAAUAUCAUCUGUUAACCUGGAUCCAGAGGAUGAAGUUAUUAAUGUCAGUGAUUCCCCAGCAGCUUCCGCAGGAGAACCUGAUGUUUCACAAAGCAUACCUUCAAUUUCAGAUACUAUGUCACCUUCUAUGGACAAUAUCCGUGUUGGAAAGCCACCACCGAAAAAAAAGGUUCUUGUCGUUUCGGACACGAUGCUGCUGACGGGAUCAGAUUUUUUUACCACUGCAUGAUCGAUUUCGGCCAUAUUACACAAACGUAUAGUUGUCACCCACAACAGCAAUCUUUAAGCCGGAGUUUAAAAGAUAGCACCAAGCUCAGUUUCAAGCAUCGGAUCGGUAAUCACGGUGACGGCUGAUGGUGAGUUUCGAAUUAUAGCCAACCCUGCGGGAUUGCGAUUUUUAUAGAGUAGCCAUCCCUGAAGAUGCCUAUAAAAGAGUGGCAAGAAUCGUGCAAGCAGGAGAUGACGAUUCUAGGUAAAGUGAAGCAGAAAUUUUGUAGCUAUAUAUUUUAUUUAAAUAAUAUUUAGUUUCAGAUAAAGUAUGCAGCAACGACCAGAGUCGUCACUGUGGAAGUGGGUCGUAGAAAUGUCACGACCCAAACUCCAUCAGAAAUGGAUGGGGGGGAGGGUGUUAGUAUCCUCAAUUCAUAAGUGUUAAUUAACACAUUUUCGACUUUUUAGAAUGUGCAGAAUGUCACUGUAAAAGGAA
This is a messenger RNA of Limulus polyphemus (Atlantic horseshoe crab), 1873 nucleotides long. It is a transcript of the gene Spt7, whose product is annotated as STAGA complex 65 subunit gamma-like. The record is from RefSeq and is a predicted model, not a curated record. Gene Ontology annotation, cellular component: SAGA complex. The transcript has 11 exons. Gene Ontology annotation, molecular function: transcription coactivator activity; protein heterodimerization activity. Lineage: Eukaryota; Metazoa; Arthropoda; Merostomata; Xiphosura; Limulidae. Bases 152 to 1396 code for a protein of 414 amino acids.